UGGUGACGGAGUUUUCCUUUCGUUUUACACUUCCGGUACGUGGCGCUAUAAAAGAUGCGACCACUGAUGUUAUUGGCAUCAGUAUUCGUACAGCGCUUCAAUCCACACAUUUUACAAAAUCAAUCAAAAUGAAGUUCUUCAUUGCAAUCAUGGCGCUGGCUCUCGUCGCUGUGUCCGAGGCGUCCUACCUGCCAUACGAUGAUGAUCUUUCCUACCAGAGCUAUGGCUAUGGACUUCCCCUGUCGAAGGUGGUCGUCGGUUCUUCGUACGGUCUACCAGCAGCUGUAGACAAGUACUCCUACCCAUCGCUGUACGGUUCUUAUUCGGCCUUGAAGAGGGUGGUCGAAUACCCGUCGGUUGCUCCUGUGCUGGCCACCAAGGUCCUUGAUAACAGCUACGGAUUGGGAUACAACAAGCUGGUUGCCCCGGUCGUCGCCACCAAGGUCGUUGAUAACAGCUACGGAUUGGGAUACAACAAGCUGGUUGCCCCGGUCGUCGCCACCAAGGUCGUUGAUAACAGCUACGGAUUGGGAUACAACAAGCUGGUUGCCCCGGUCGUCGCCACCAAGGUCGUUGAUAACAGCUACGGACUGGGUUACAACAAGCUGGUUGCUCCAGUCCUUGCCAGCGGAUACGGUCUCGGAUACAACAACUACGGACUGGGAUACAACAAGUAUCUCUCUUCCGCUCCAGUUGCCAAAUAUGUGCUGUAAAUGUAAAUAAUAUUCUUUUAAUAAACCUGAUCCGACUCCGAUUCAUGACGUAUGAAUGUUAACCCAAA
Anopheles funestus (African malaria mosquito) is the source of this 781-nucleotide messenger RNA. RefSeq lists its product as uncharacterized. Bases 129 to 713 code for a protein of 194 amino acids. Lineage: Eukaryota; Metazoa; Arthropoda; Insecta; Diptera; Culicidae. The record is from RefSeq and is a predicted model, not a curated record. The transcript has 5 exons.